AUCACGUAGGGCUGUUUAGUUUUCGCCACCAAAAACAGGACAAACCACUUUUCAUAUCGUUUUCUUUGCUAUCAUUCAUUCAAGUGUAAAGUCUUCAGGGUGUCGGACCUCUUUUCUCCUCUGUGCACUGGUUUGAUUGGGCAUAAUGAAGGAGAAAGUGGGAUUCAUUGUUUUGCUCCUCAGUCAAGCUGCUCUGGCCUCAAAAGACCCUGAGGUAGUUUGCUCAUCUAAGCCAGUAGAAGCAGCAGUCGGUGAGGAUGUGAUCCUGCAGUGCCACCUUGAGCCCCCACUGGAUGCAACAGAUAUGACAGUGGAGUGGAGUCAUGGGCACCUCAACCACUCGGUGCACCUGUAUCAAGACAGAAAAGACAAUCCUGCAGAGCAGAAGGAGCACCUUGAAGGGCGAACAUCUCUCUUUGAUUCGGGGCUGACUAAAGGAAACCUGUCACUGAAACUCUCCUCAGCACGGCUCUCCGACGCUGGGAGAUACAAAUGUUCCUUUCACACUGAAAAACUGCAGAAGAGUUGUUGCCUUAACCUCACUGUCGCAGAGAAUGAAGACAACAAACAUGAGAAACAAGCAGGUUCUGGUCACAAAGUUUCCAGACGUCUUCGCAAUGUCAUCUUCACUGGGAUUGUCAUCGUCAUUAUUGUCAUUGUCAUUGCCAUUAUCUUAUGCAGGAGGAAUUCUGAAAGCAGCAGUCUGGUGGCCGAAUGUCUGGUAUCAUGCCUGGUGAUGUGUGUGGAUGUGUGUCAACAUCUGGAACCAUACUGACAGUAGUACUUGGUUUUGUAGUGGUUUUCAUGCCAUCCAAAGAUUUGUAUCAGGUGACUUUACAAGUUAGUUUCUGUCAAACACUCCUGUCAAACAUGCUAGUUGAUCAGAAAUACCCAGACUGCACACAAAGGCUCUGAUAGUUUUAUUGAAAUAGAAAUGGCUUCCACUUUUAGGAGUGAUGUUUUGCAUGAAAGAAAUGGAGUUCAAAAGUUCUCUGCAAUUUGAUUGUAUGGUCUGGACAAAGUAUCCUCUUAAUUUUACACAUCAAUAUGUGUUUAUAGGUUAUGGUGAGUUCUACUGCAUUUGUUUCUUUAUUUAAUGUUUAUUUGUAUAGGGACAAGUAAAUAGCAUGAACCAGUGCCACAUACCACAGCAUUUACACACAAAACUGAACAAUAAAAUGCAUACAGAUCAGCACAAAACAAACAAUUUUGUUAACAUUAGAGUAACAACUUUUAACUUUUGUAACAUCUGGAUACUAACCAGCUGUCAUGUCAUACUGAAACAGCUUUUGUUAUUAUUUUUGAACUCCUUUAUGAGGGCACAUUUUGUAUAUUUCUACAUGAAUAGGCAGGCAAGUACAUACGUAGGCAGAUACAGGUCCAAAUGGCAGAAAACCAAAAGCAAGAGCCAACAUAGCAACUGGGACGAACUGACAAAAGAACAAAGGAAUCACACAGACUAAAUACACAAGUGAUGGAAAAAUAACUAGACACAUGUGAAACUAAUCAGGGCGGGGCAAACAAUCAAAACUGGACGGAAAAACACAAAGACAGGAAGUGAAGCUCCACAAAACACAUGAGGAGAGGCAAGUAUACAAAAUAAAACUGGAAGUGACUAAACUCAAAACCCUCAAACCAUGACACCUUUAAAAUUUUUGCAAUUUGGUUUACCUUUGGUUAAAUUUCACAUAUUUAGCUAGUUUUGUUUCUUAUUUUAUCCUGCAUUUACAUUCUGAAGUCAACACUGCACACAAUGUAAUCAAAUAUAUUAACUUUAACAUUUCCUUGAUACCUCCUUCUUUGCUUAGAAAAAGUAGUAUGUCUCGAAACCAUGUUGUAAGAUUUUUCUAACGUGACCUUCUGGUUGUGCUCAUUGAACAUACUAUUUCCUACCUCGUAAAAUAAUGAUGACAAAUCCAUUUACCUUGAAAUUAAUUGCACUGCAUUCUAGUAACACAACAGUAUAUACCUGGAAAGUUGGAGAUGUUGUGUUCACAGUGAUUUUAACCUGUGAGAUACCAAACCACAAAAGUUUCCAAUCACACUGCAAAAUAUAGGUCAAUUAAUUCUUUACUCUAAAUCUAAAUGUGUAUUUUCUUAAACCUGCCAGAGCAGAUACUUGAAAUUGUUUAUUUUCAAUGUAGUUACACUUGUUUCAAAGCAUUUUGAGACAUUGUCAGUUUAAAUGAGACACGUUUAAAGUACUGAAAACUGUUGGCCUAUUUGUUGGUUUUAAAGUAGCACAAAGUCCUCUCCUUGUUUCCACUUCUGAGAAAUGACUCUCAGAUAAUCUCACCACAACCGACCCACACAGGCAAAAACACUGAUUUAGUAAAUCGCUGACAAAAAAAAUGCUAAAAUGUUUGUUCUUUUCCUGUUUGUAAUUUAAAGUAACACUUAUGUUAUAGAAGAAUAAGAAUGUGAGAAGAGAAUAAAACCAUUUACAGCA
Siniperca chuatsi (mandarin fish) is the source of this 2449-nucleotide messenger RNA. Its product is annotated as myelin-oligodendrocyte glycoprotein-like. The record is from RefSeq and is a predicted model, not a curated record. NCBI's taxonomy places the organism in Eukaryota, Metazoa, Chordata, Actinopteri, Centrarchiformes, Sinipercidae. The transcript is spliced from 5 exons. The coding region runs from base 146 to 775 and encodes 209 amino acids.